GUCUCCCACUCUCUCUGUCUUUUUUCUCUCUCCUCAUUUCUUUCUCUCUCCUCAAAUAUUUUUUUUCUCUCCUUUUUUUUUUCUUUCCCAAAUUGCCCUUCACAGAUAAAUGCUGUAAUGGACGAUUCUUCCACCACCGUCGCCGGAACUUUCUCCGUCGAAUCUCCGGCGACAUCAUCGUUGAUGAUCACAACAAUCGACGGUUCUGAUCUUCGCAAAACUACAACAAACGAAAGUUGCGCAACCUCUACUGUAUCAAACCACCAAAAUAAUAAUAUUAAUACAAAUAGUUAUAAUUAUAAUAAUAGUAAUAAUAAUAAUAAUAAUAAUGCGAGGUAUAAGUUAAUGUCACCGGCGAAACUUCCGAUCUCUAGGUCACCGUGCAUUACUGUACCUCCUAUGUUCAGUCCGACGUCGUUUAUUGAGUCUCCUGUCUUCCUCUCCAAUCUCAAGGGAGAGCCUUCUCCAACAACUGGUUCCCUCUUCAAGCCACAGAUGAUGCAGUGCACUUCUGGGGGGUCCACCACAUAUCCAUCUGUUAUGAAUAGUGCUAGUACAUUGGAUGGUACUCAAUCAAAUGGCUUUGAAUUCAAACCCAAUUCGGGAUCGUAUUCUUUCGGAGGCUUUUCUUUCCCAGGAUCUCUGGUUUCUUCUGCAGAACUGAACCAACAGCAAGCUGGGCAAGUUAACCAAGUCCAACCGGAGUGCCCUUCUCAGACGUCUGAUCCACCUGUAGUAGUUAAAAGUGAAGUUGCACCCACAAAUGAACAGAGAUCAACAAUGGCUCUUCCAUCCUCUGCCGUACCUCCUGAAGUUGAUUCGAACGAACUCAAUCAGAAAGAUGACUCGAACAAUGAAGGCCAGACACCACCAUCUGAACAGAAAGGACUAGGAUCUCAAGUAUCUGAGCGAACAUCAGAUGAUGGUUAUAACUGGAGAAAGUAUGGACAGAAGCUUGUUAAGGGAAGUGAAUUUCCUCGAAGUUAUUAUAAAUGUACGCAUCCAAAUUGUGAAGUAAAAAAAUUGUUUGAGCGAUCUCCUGACGGAACAAUAACUGAGAUUAUAUACAAGGGUACACAUGAUCAUCCAAAACCUCAACCUAAUCGCCGACUUCCUGCGGGGUCUAUGAUGUCAGCUCUUGAAGAAAAGUCUGACCGCGUGCCUCCAUUUAAUGGUCAAGAAGGAAUGCCAGCGAAUUCGUAUGGUCAAACAGCCCAUAACAAUGAAUCGAGUGGCACGCCCGACCUGUCCCCCUGUGGAGCUAAUGACAACAGUGGAGAUCUUGGUGCUUCCCAAUUAAAUAGGGUCACCGAUGACGCUGAUGACGAUGAUCCAUAUGCAAAGAGGAGGAGGAUGGAAAUAGGUGAAAUGGACAUCAAUUCAGUAGUUAAGCCUAUCCGAGAACCACGUGUUGUUGUUCAAACAGUGAGUGAGGUUGAUAUUCUUGAUGAUGGGUAUCGCUGGCGCAAGUAUGGGCAGAAGGUGGUGAGAGGAAACCCUAAUCCAAGGAGUUACUACAAGUGCACUCAUCCCGGAUGCCCAGUCCGGAAACACGUGGAGAGGGCUUCCCAUGACCCUAAAGCCGUUAUAACCACAUACGAGGGAAAACACAAUCAUGAAGUACCUACUGCGCGGAAUAGUAGCCACGACACAGCGGCUCCAACAGCUACAAGCAUGGCAUCAAGGAUGGGGUCACGUGAAGGCAAUGACGCAGUAAGCCUUGAUCUGGGUGUCGGGAUAAGAUCAGGUUCCGAGUUUGUACAAGGUCAUCAGCAGCAGGCUAUGGCUGGUGAACAUUUACCGGGCCAGCCCCAAUAUAGCAGUCACAAUCUCUUGUUGCUUCAACCAACACAAAUGUCAACUUUUCCUGGUUAUGUAAAUGGUGGUAUGGUGCUUUAUGGUUCUAGGGAAAACCACAGUCAAGGGCAUAGUAUUGGAAAUCAGCCUGUAAAUCACUCUUCUUCUAAUUCAUAUCAGCAGAACAUGGGAAGAAUACUCAUGGGUCCAUAGAUUUAGCGGAGGGAACGAAAAAAAUGACAAUUUUAUUUUCUUCUCUCUGUUAUAUGUUGUAUUUAUUUCUUUAUCGAAAUAGGAUGGCUAGUUAUCGCAUUUAGUUGAUCAAAUUCUCGUUGCUUAUUAGCUAUUUAUAAUGGCUAUGUUUCGGUUUAACUAGCUAUCCAACCAGAAAGACACUAAAUCUCGUCGGCGUAGCCGAGAGCUUGUGUACAGUUUGUAAGCAAGCAUCAGAUUUUUUUGGUGUAAAAUGAAAAAAAAAAGUCCUUUUUGGAGUAA
This is a messenger RNA of Beta vulgaris subsp. vulgaris (sugar beet), 2292 nucleotides long. RefSeq names its product probable WRKY transcription factor 20. The transcript has 6 exons. Gene Ontology annotation, molecular function: DNA-binding transcription factor activity; sequence-specific DNA binding. Gene Ontology annotation, biological process: regulation of DNA-templated transcription. The record is from RefSeq and is a predicted model, not a curated record. The coding region runs from base 118 to 2010 and encodes 630 amino acids. Lineage: Eukaryota; Viridiplantae; Streptophyta; Magnoliopsida; Caryophyllales; Amaranthaceae.